Haemonchus placei is the source of this 2064-nucleotide messenger RNA. The record is from the annotation of a GenBank genome assembly. Lineage: Eukaryota; Metazoa; Nematoda; Chromadorea; Rhabditida; Trichostrongylidae.
AUGUGUAGGGCCGUGUUCGAACAAUUUCUCCAUUCUGAUCUUCCUGUUGCAUACGAACCACUUGCUAAAGUCCCAUCGCUCGCCCUUAGAGCUGUCAUUGUGAAACCAAUGAUCUUUCAGCCAAUAUUUUAUGUUCUAUUCGUUAUCAAUACAACUCGCUCAUGUUAUGACCAAUAUUGCGAAUGUAUUGAGAAUAUGGACGAUUUAUCAUGGUUUCAUGGUGAAGAUGACGGAACCAUCAUGUCUGAGCCUUCGGGUAGCGAUCAACGUAUAAAAAGCUCAGGACCUCGCAGACUACUGAAGAUGAAGCUCUCUGACGGUCAGAAUGUAGUGCAUGCUAUAGAAUACGGUGGAAAUUUGACUUUGGACGAAAAUGCAUUGCCAGGAACCAAGAUACUUUUGACAGCCAGGGUUCUUCUUCGAAAAGGUAUUUUGCUGCUGAAUCCAGCAAACUGUCAGGUGUUGGGAGGUGAAAAUGGGAAGCCGCUUAAUCUUGCUCUCCAGUUCGCAGAACGCCUAGGCAUCAAACACGAUGUGAAAACAAACUGUCGCAUUGUUCCGGAUGUUCCAUCUGCACUGCCGUUACUAAUGAAGUCAGAAGAGCAGAAAUGUAAGGAUACCCGGAAGAGCUCAUUGAACGUGUCGACCAUUUCCCCAUUUCUUGUGCGCAUCCCGCGAAUACCAGAUCAGCUCUUGCAUAAUCCAGAAACUGACGCUCAGAAGACGGAUAUUACGGUCAAGAAAGAGAUAUGUGAUGGCGAGAGAACGGCAGUUGUUCCACCACUCCGAAUUUUGCCCUUAAGUACAAUGCCGCAGGAUGAGAAAGUCGAGGAAGCGAACCAAUUGGAUAGCUCACCAAGAUGUAAUGUGACGCCACCUAUGCGGAAGAGAUUGUUAUUGCCACUGCAGAAUUCUGGAGUUUGUUCCGACUCGUGUCCAUCGGGUCCAUUGGAGGUAAACAUAAAGAUUCAUAGCAAGUCUGACUCUAGAUGCGGUCAGGAGUCGAAAUAUACGGAGAGGUCGUGUCAUGGUGAGGCUGUGCCAGCACAGCCUGAUGAGAAACUUAGACAGCUUGCCGUGGUGAGAAGACUGCGCGAUGGCACACCUGAUCACAGCCUGUCACAAACAAAACAAGCAAGGGUGUCAUUGUUGGAGAAACUCCGAAGUAGUGAUAUCACUCCGCCGGUUGAAAGCUUCCGGUUACGACCAACUACGGAAACUCGGUCUGAUGUGCCAUUGGGUGAUCCUCUCGCCGUUCAAGUCAGACAAGAGAAAACUUCCUCAUUUCCACAUAAAGUUAUCACAUCUAGUCGUCAUUCUAGGACAGAUUUGGAUGCAAAUUUUUCAACAACGGAUCAAGUUAACACGGUCAGUACACAGGAAAUGUUAAACCUACCAUGUGGAGAGACCAUUCCUUUGCAGGAUCCUGAUUUUCUAUCCAGCAUUGAGGAGUCUUUCUCGAAAGACACUAGCACUAAUGGACACCAAUCUCCUGUUCGAAGUCACUUUUCAACAGAACCUCUUCCGACGGCCGUUGUGCCUUACAAGCGAAAGCGCAACGACGAACCAGUGGGAAAUACUAGUAGUUCCGUUGUUUCCUGGCCGAUGUCGAAAUCUCCUCAAACUCAGAAGUCGGUCAUGGAAAAGUUUACUGAAUUGAAGAUUGUUCGUGUAGGAGAAGCUCUUUCUCAGAGAAAGUUUUGGAUGUUACCAAAAAGAGUUAACGUGAUGGGUUUUUGCCAUAUCAAAGGUGAGCUGGCUGCAAAGCAUGGAUCGUGGUUGCUCAAUAUAGAUCUCACUGACGAGUCGGUUGACUCCCAAACUUGUGAAGUUGAUUCUCAGCUCCUCGAGAAGUUACUCGGAUUUUCUGUAAAACAUUGUGAGAAGAUGAACUUCCUAAAGAACACACAUGAGCUAUCACGUUGUAAAGAAAGAGCGUUAGAGGUGAUGAAAAGUUUUCAACGUCUGGAUUUGGUCCUAACAUUGGAAAUACAUCCUCAGAAGGAUAAGUUACCAGUAGUAGUAGAUGUGCGCACAUUAGCUGAAGCUUUUGAUGCGUAUUAG